AUGGCCAAGCCCCGCAGCUCCGCUCCGAUCGCCACCUCCGCCACACUCGGCGCUGACGGCGGCCGCGACCGCACCACGCUCGCCGCGGUGGGCGCAGCGCUGGCCUCGCUGCUGCAGGGUUACCACACGGGCGUCAUCGGCGGUGCUCUGCUCUACCUCGCGCCCGAGUUCGGCCUCGCAACCGAUCCGAAGCUGACCGGUGCCAUCGUGACUGCAACCACCGUCGGCUCUGUCGUCGGCACCGCGGCGGCGGCGCGGCUCUCUGACGGUAUCGGCCGGCGCAGCACGCUCGCGAUCGCGUCGUGGGCGUCGCUCGCCGGCUCGGCCCUCCUCUGCGUCUCGCGCACCGCCGGCGGCCUCGUCGCCGCGCGCGGCCUCGUCGGCGUCGCCGUCGGCAUGGCGGGCGCCGUCGUGCCAGUCUACAUCGCCGAGACGGCGCAGGCGUCGCGGCGCGGCGCGCUGGCGGCGAUCCCGCAGACGUUCGUCUCGCUCGGCAUCUUCUCGGCGUACCUCGUCUCGCUCCUCAUCGCCGCCGUCUUCCCCGCCGCCGGCUGGCGAGGGAGGCCGAUGAUGGCGGCCUCUCUCGUUCCGGCGGCGGUGCACGCGGCGAUGGUGCUAUGGGUGCUGCCCGAGUCGCCCCGCUGGCUGCUGCAGCGCCGCAGGCCUGCCGACGCUCUCCGCGCCCUCUCGCGCCUGCGCGGGAUCAACGCGGUGGUGUACUACACCCCGACGAACGCGGCCUCGCUCGCCGCCACCGCGCUCGCGCUUGCCACCAUCUCGCUGAUGGACCGGCUCGGACGCCGCUCGCUCCUCCUCCGCUUCAUCCCGCUCAUGGCCCUCUCCCACCUCGCCCUCGCCGCCUCGCUGCUGCACAUGGCCUCCGCCUCGUCCGCCCUGCCCGCGGCGGCGGCGGUGGUCGCGCUCUGCGGCUACGGCGUCGCCUUCUCCCUCUCGCUCGGCGCGGGACCCGCCUUGCCCCGCCCUCCGCCGCAGCCCGGGAGGAGGCGCCCCAUCCCAAACAUCCUCACGUCGGAGCUCUUCCCGAUGCGCGCGCGCGCCGCCGCCAUGUCCGUCUCGCUCGCCGCCCAGUUCGUGUGCAACACCGCCGUCGGCGCCGGCUUCCCCGCACUGCGCGCCUCGCUCGGCAGCGGCGGCGUCUUUUUCGCGUUCGCCGCCGUGUGUGCGGCCGGCUGGCUCGUCACGGCCGUCGCGGUGCCGGAGACCAAAGGGAGGGCGCUCGAGGACGACGGAGGAGAGGGCAAGACCAAGGCCUCCUGA
This is a messenger RNA of Emiliania huxleyi CCMP1516, 1278 nucleotides long. RefSeq lists its product as hypothetical. The transcript is spliced from 6 exons. Gene Ontology annotation, biological process: transmembrane transport. Gene Ontology annotation, cellular component: membrane. The record is from RefSeq and is a predicted model, not a curated record. The coding region runs from base 1 to 1278 and encodes 425 amino acids. Gene Ontology annotation, molecular function: myo-inositol:proton symporter activity. Lineage: Eukaryota; Haptophyta; Isochrysidales; Noelaerhabdaceae.